Meloidogyne enterolobii is the source of this 237-nucleotide messenger RNA. The record is from the annotation of a GenBank genome assembly. Lineage: Eukaryota; Metazoa; Nematoda; Chromadorea; Rhabditida; Meloidogynidae.
AUGGCUGGCGAAUACCCACAAGUUUCCCGUAUUUUAGUCGAUGAACGAGACCAGUAUAUGACACAAGUUUUGCAUCAUCUUUUACAACGUGGAACGGUCGAGAAACUUUGUGCUAGCAAAAAAUGUCGAGCCACAUUUGAACCAUUAACAAUUGUUGCGGUUGUUGGAAUGGGGCAUGUUAAAGGAAUUCAUGCAAAUUGGCCAAAACCUAUCGAUUCAGCUGCUUUGCUGACGUAA